Molecule: messenger RNA, 1642 nt
Organism: Trifolium pratense (red clover)
Lineage: Eukaryota; Viridiplantae; Streptophyta; Magnoliopsida; Fabales; Fabaceae
Product: mediator of RNA polymerase II transcription subunit 15a-like
Exons: 4
Coding region: 680-1378 (232 amino acids)
Molecular function (GO): transcription coactivator activity; chromatin DNA binding
Source: RefSeq, a predicted model, not a curated record
GCCCAAUCAGCCCCAGUCACUCCAACAACAGUAUCUGUACCAAGAGCAGUUAUAUCAAUCACAAAAACCCCUUCCAGAAACUUCGUCAAGUAAGUAAAGUUGGAACUUCACAAUUUUGUGUCCUUUUAUCUUUCAUCAUUUGAAAUUGUGGCUCAAGAGGUAGUCCAAUUUUCAAGGUCCUACCUACUACAUAGUACAUAGCAUCAUUGAGGGUUAGAUGCAUAAAUUGUGAGAUCGUAAAAUCUUUAAGGUCUAUGUCCUGUAUGUCUAAGGGAAAAAAAGGCAAAAAAAAAAAUUGAUGGUCUAUGUCCUCUAAUAAAACUAAGGUCCAAAGUUGAUGUUACAAAUCAGAAUCUUAAAACACCAAAAGAUUGAGAUUUUAGUUAAUUGCAUGGGCUGGGCAUCAAAUAUAAUAUACCUAAAUAGGUCUAGGGUUGGAUAGCAAUAUAUAAAAGAGAAAAUCAAGUUGUUGACCAUUAUCUCAAGAUCAAAGGUAGAAUGGCACCCCCCAUCAAAACAGAAUCAGAGGCUGGCAGUUCAAAAUAGAGGCAAAAAUAAAACAGCAACACACAGAACCACAUCCAGUCUCAAGCUUCAGAUCAAUCAGGAAGUGUUCUAGCAUGUAAUAGGGUUUUGCUAGUUGUCGAUGUCGUUCUAGCAUAUAAUAGGGUUUUGCUAGAUGUCAAUGUCGUCAGAUUCUAUGGAUUCAACAGCACAGACUCGACAGCCAAGCGGGGGUGAUUGGCAAGAAGAAGUAUAUCGAAAAAUCAAAGCUAUGAAAGAGAGCUACUUGACAGAGCUUAGUGAGAUGUAUCAGAAAAUCGCAACGAAACUUCAGCAGCAUGAUUCUCUUACCCACCAACCGAAGUCGGAUAAGAUUGAAAAGCUUAAGGUAUUUAAAAUGAUGUUGGAACAUCUUAUAACCUUCCUUCAGGUUUCCAAGAGCAACAUCUCACCUAGUUUAAAGGAGAAACUGGGUUCAUAUGAGAAGCAGAUUAUAAAUUUCAUAAAUACAAUUAGACCUAGGAAUAUGUCUCCAUUGCAACCGGGGCAGCUUCCCCCACCUCACAUGCACUCAAUGUCACAGACGCAGUCCCAAGUUACUCAAGUGCAAUUGCAUGAAAAUCAAAUGAAUAAUCAGUUGCAAACAACAAAUAUCCAAGGCCCUGGAGCAACAAUGCAGCAGAAUAAUAUGACGAGCAUGCAGCAUAGCUCUCUGUCAGGUGUAUCGUCAGCACAGCAAUUGAUAUCACAGAUUCAAUCUCAGCUUGCACAAUUGCAACUGGGUUUGCAACAACAACCAGAGAGCUAUGCUAGUACCCAAGUCAAUGGUUUAAAGCUGCAAGUGAAUGGUCUUGAGUCCGAGAUGGCCAACUAAUCAUAGCCAGCGAUGAAGAUGAAGGUGAUGGUCAUGAUGAAGAGGAUACUGGUAAGAAACUUGGUGAUGUGCAAGAUGACCAAAUCCACGCAGUUAUGAAGAACGGGGUUAAAACCUGUAUAGUCCUGUUUGAUGUUACAUCUUCAUCUAGAUAUGAUAGGUUUUUGAACCUGUAUUGGAAUUCCUUUUUGCUUUCUUUAUUUAAUUUCCUGCAUUGUAAUGUUAGUUGAACCGAAAUAAAUAAAUAAAAAAUCUUUAGUUGAA